UAACUGGUAUCCCUACAGUCACCUUCUGAAAGACAUGCAGUACGGACAAGGUGGUCCAUUGCUGGACAUCACUAUGGAGUUAGGUGAACUGGAGGAAGUUCAUCUGCCACACUUUGUCUGUUUAGGGACCAACCCUUCCCUGAGGAAUGAGAUGAAGAUUCUUCAUGUAGAGGAACAUGGAGUGUCUGUUGAGGAAGUGCAUGAGGUCACCAGAUUCCAUGCUAAGAUUCUCCAUCCCAAGUUCUCAGCUAUCUCUGUUAUACUGAGCUAUAUCUUUUCGUGGAACAUAGAUGUCCACUGUGAGCUGAUGCUCUAUAUGACAGUGAAAAAGGAAACACUAAUUCCACGCCUAUACCUGUUCCCCAGUAACCCCAGCCAAAUACAGGCUGUGGAACAACAGGAAAAGUCUCAAGGGUCUUCAAGGGUUCUCAUCUCAAGACCAGAGCAGGCCUUCAAACUGAAUAGUUACUUCAGACUGAACAUUCCCUGUUCUACCUACAUCAAUCCACAGAAGAUUCAUCUCAUACAUAGAGACUCCACACCAAGCUUUUUCAAGGCGGUUGUGAAAAUGACAGGGGUUGACAUUGAGAUGGAGUUAUUCGGUGAUGAUGAGAGGAUUGCAUGGAAAGAAGUGGUAUCACAAGAUGAAUACAUCACUGCCACCCAUUCAACAACAUUAACAGUCCCUGACAUUCCUGCUGAGGAGUUUCUGAAGAAACACUGGGCUAAACUAAUUCAGCGAACCAAAAACUCAAUGCCAAUAGCAGAUGAUCUGUGGUCAAAGAACAUGAUUGGUGAAGAAGAGCACUCCAGAAUAACAGCUGAAACAACUGAACAGGACCGAAUGAGAAAACUACUGAAAGCAGUCAUCCCCAAAGGACCAGAAGUGACGGGAGCUUGUCUCAAAGCUCUCGUUGAACAUGAAAACCAUCUUGUUAAGGACUUGAGUGAAUCUAGAACCUAAUCUGAAGACGCUGAGGCCUGUCUCCUAGUCUGU
Molecule: messenger RNA, 997 nt
Organism: Coregonus clupeaformis (lake whitefish)
Lineage: Eukaryota; Metazoa; Chordata; Actinopteri; Salmoniformes; Salmonidae
Product: NACHT, LRR and PYD domains-containing protein 1 homolog
Exons: 7
Coding region: 35-964 (309 amino acids)
Biological process (GO): regulation of apoptotic process
Source: RefSeq, a predicted model, not a curated record